Molecule: messenger RNA, 1071 nt
Organism: Wickerhamiella sorbophila
Lineage: Eukaryota; Fungi; Ascomycota; Dipodascomycetes; Dipodascales; Trichomonascaceae
Product: Ribosome biogenesis protein NSA1
Exons: 1
Coding region: 1-1071 (356 amino acids)
Biological process (GO): ribosomal large subunit biogenesis
Cellular component (GO): nucleolus; preribosome, large subunit precursor
Molecular function (GO): protein binding
Source: RefSeq, a predicted model, not a curated record
AUGAAAAUUGCAGUAGCCUGCCUGGACUCUGGCAGCGUGAAAGAAGUGACGUUUACAAAAGAUGUAGACACUUCUGAUCCGAAUUCGCCACAGCCGUCGAUCGAGACGUUUGUUGGCAUCAAGGGCGACCCCGUUCUACGAAUGAUCAACACAGAGUACGGUAUUGUUCUUUGUCGCAAGCGAGGCGCGGUUGUGCUGGUAAAUGACGACUUUGAAGUGAUUAGAGAGCUCGCAAACUUGGAUAAUGUUAUUGGUCUCGAACUUGUAAAAGAAAAGGUUGUGCUUGUAUCUGCCCAAGGCCAAGGGUUGGUUGUUGAUCUGCAUUCAGGCAGCCGGAUCAGCGAAUUCAGGUUGCGCCAAGACUUGACUACGUUUGCCAUGCACCCUAAAGAUAACACGAUUUUCCUGAGCUCUGGUCUACAGCAAUUGCCCAAUGUUUUCCGUUUGGACUUGGCCUCGGGAGAACUAGAAGAACUCUGGCUCGCAAAGAACCCCAAAAACAACCGUUUCGAUCUCAAAGAAGAGAACUUGGUAACCGCUGCCGCUUUUCUUCCUACCGACGAACAGUUUGUUUUCGUCACAGUAACAAAGCAUGGUAAACUUCGAGUAUAUGAUACGAGGCACGGCGGACGUCCCAUUCAACAGGUCGAGGUCUCCAAGUGUGCGCUAAAGGCUGUUGCUGCCGCAAGCACUAACUCGGUAAUUGUGGCAGACUCACAGGCGAAAAUGGGACUUUGGCAAAUCUCUGCCAAUGGAAGGCUCCUUGGAUACUAUAAGGGUAUCAAUGGUUCUACCUGGACGGUGCAGACGCGGGGCCGUUUCGUAGCCGCUGGCGGUCUCGACAGGUACCUGAGGGUAUAUGAGACUUCUAAUAGAGCUCCUGCUGGUAAAAUUUAUGUUGGUGAAGAAAUAUCCGCUCUGGUAUUCCUUCAAGAUGAGGAUGAGAAGCGGAGGGCUGAUGAAGAUGAGCUAUGGUACGAGUUGGAGAUGGCAUCUAAAGUACAAAAAAUCCACGACGAGGACACCGAUAAUGAAGAAGACGAAGAGGUGUUUGUUGGUUUCCAAGAUUAA